AUGAAUGUGCCAUCUGACAUGAGCCCCGACGGGUUAGUUGGCCUAUUGACUGUUGAAAAUUCCAACUCAACCAUCACGUUAUCCGACAAAGAUCUGCCUCCAAGAAGGGUUCGGCACAACAAGCCACUUUAUCUACCUGUGGUGACAAUGGGAAAGAAUAUGCCAAUGACAUUUGUAGAUAACGGCUCAGCAAUCAAUGUCUGCCCUCUGCGAACUGCAAAGAAGAUCGGAAUAGACCUCGACAACUUGGUUAAGUCCUCUCAAGGGGUUAAGGCCUAUGAUAACACACGGCGUCAGUCUAUGGGGACUUCUACUCUUAAGGUCAUCACAGGGCUAAUAGAGAAGGAAGUGGUUUUCCAUGUUUUGGACAUCAAUACCAGCUUCAACCUACUCUUAGGGCGCCCUUGGCUACAUGAACUCAAGGCUGUGCCUUCUUCGCUACACCAGAAAGUCAAACUAGUGAUAGCCGGGAACCCUUUCACCCUUGAGGCAACCCCACUAUCCCUCUACAUCAAUACUAUUCAGAUCGAGCACGAUGAGACAGACGAAGACUGUAAUCCCCCAUAA
Molecule: messenger RNA, 567 nt
Organism: Chenopodium quinoa (quinoa)
Lineage: Eukaryota; Viridiplantae; Streptophyta; Magnoliopsida; Caryophyllales; Amaranthaceae
Exons: 1
Coding region: 1-567 (188 amino acids)
Source: RefSeq, a predicted model, not a curated record